UAUACUUCUUAUCAGGGCAGCAGGUUGCCUUAGCACUGAGGAGAAGGCUAUGACAUCAUAAUAAGUAUAAACGGUAAGGAUUUCUUUUGUCCUCCCAUUUGUGCUGCUGACCGUGAGCUCCCACAUUCGCCAAGAUCUACAACCUGCCACGGACCAAGAUGAUGACAUAUCAAACUGAAGUGAUCAACACACAGCCUCAGGUGACAGUCACCAGUUAUACUGUCUCCACGGGUUCCUCUGACUGGAGCUCCAAUCUCUGUGACUGCUGUGAUGACUGUGGCAUCUGCCUCUGUGGCACAUUUAUCCCCUGCAUCCUGGGUUGUAAGGUGGCACAGGAUCAUGGUGAGAGCUGCUGCCUACCCUUUCUGCCUGGAACAAUGAUUGCUUUAAGAACCAGCAUUCGUGACAAAUUCCAGAUCAAUGGGUCUAUCUGUGAUGACUGGUUGGUUAUGACCUGCUGCACGUUAUGUGGUCUCUGCCAGAUGGCUCGGGAACAGAAAAUGAGGGGCUGAGGAAUCCAAAAGGGCCUGGUGGCUUCUUGAUUACAAAAUUUCCUCUUCUGCAUAUUAAUUUAUGGAUAAAUAAUACCUAGUAAUAGAAGUGCUUUAUUGUAGACUGCCUUGUACAAUAUUAUUUUUAGGCAAUGCAAUAAUAUUAUUAUUAUUAUUAUUAUUAUUAUAGAUUAAUGGUGACUAGCCAUUUCAAUAAAAUAUUUGUUUUUGA
Ictalurus punctatus (channel catfish) is the source of this 723-nucleotide messenger RNA. RefSeq names its product cornifelin (gene cnfn). Lineage: Eukaryota; Metazoa; Chordata; Actinopteri; Siluriformes; Ictaluridae. The coding region runs from base 159 to 512 and encodes 117 amino acids. The transcript is spliced from 4 exons. The record is from RefSeq and is a predicted model, not a curated record. Gene Ontology annotation, cellular component: cornified envelope.